GUGUUGGGGUGCCAUUUACAAUGAAUAGCACCAUAGUGCACAUAAAUCAGGUGCAUUCCCAUGCAUUGAGAUGAGCCUGAACAAUUGUGCAAGACUGAAGGGAGGGCUAGAGCAGGGGCGGACUGACCAUUUGGAAACUCGGGCUCUGCCCAAGGGCCCGGGGUCAGUAGGGGGCCCCAUGAGAUGCCCCUGGUACCUUUUUCAUAGGCUUUUUUGAGUUUGGGCAAGGACACGGGGGCCCCAUGAUCCCCUAUUGCCCGGGGGCCCCAUGAGUUGUCAGUCCG
Messenger RNA from Staurois parvus, 284 nucleotides. NCBI's taxonomy places the organism in Eukaryota, Metazoa, Chordata, Amphibia, Anura, Ranidae. The record is from the annotation of a GenBank genome assembly.